AUGGCAUUUUAUGCUUGUAAUAGAUACAGAUUAAUAGUUUUGUUACUUUUGGUUUUGAUUAUGUGGCAGUUCUUCAGACUUUUGCCAGAUAAACCUGUCACACAAAUUUCGGAGGCUGGCAUAGUGGAGUUGGAGGAUGACAAAUACAAUAAACAUAAACAAGACAAAGUAAAAGUGAGGGUUUACUAUGAAGCUCUCUGCCCUGACUCCAAACAUUUCUUUGUGAGACAUUUGGGCCCAGUGACUGAGAAACUGUCCGAAUUCUUAGAUGUAACCCUAGUACCCUAUGGCAAAGCUACUACCAAAGAAGAGAAUGGAAAGUACUAUUUUCAAUGUCAGCAUGGUGAAGAGGAGUGCUAUGCAAAUAGGAUCCAUGCUUGUGCAAUAGAGGCUGUGGCGAACAUGACAACUUCUGUCAAGAUUACAGAAUGCAUGAUCUCUGAUAAUAUGGAUGCUGAUGGUGCUCUCGCUAGGUGUGCAAAGGAAAUGAAGAUUGAACCUGACCCAAUCAGCUACUGUGCAAAGAAUGACCAUGGAUCAGCUCUUUUAAAGAAACAUGGGGAUGAUACUCAUAUACUGAAACCAACAUUUAUACCAACAAUAACACUUAAUGGAUCCAGAGACAACCAACCAAAUAUAUUGAAAAAUUUCCUAUUAGAAGUAUGCAAAUUGAUUGAUAUGCCUUUACCACCUCCAUGUUUGUGA
This is a messenger RNA of Spodoptera littoralis (African cotton leafworm), 705 nucleotides long. Lineage: Eukaryota; Metazoa; Arthropoda; Insecta; Lepidoptera; Noctuidae. The record is from the annotation of a GenBank genome assembly.